Ixodes scapularis (black-legged tick) is the source of this 1174-nucleotide messenger RNA. RefSeq lists its product as uncharacterized. Gene Ontology annotation, biological process: membrane protein ectodomain proteolysis. Lineage: Eukaryota; Metazoa; Arthropoda; Arachnida; Ixodida; Ixodidae. The coding region runs from base 22 to 1131 and encodes 369 amino acids. The record is from RefSeq and is a predicted model, not a curated record. The transcript has 11 exons. Gene Ontology annotation, molecular function: metalloendopeptidase activity.
AUCGCACAUUUUCUAGGAGCCAUGAAAGUGGACAGCAGAAUAUUGAUCCUUGCCUCAACAAUCCUUGUGGUCGUUUGUGAUUCAGAUGAUGAGGACAGUGAAGAAUUUUCGGGGGAGUCCUAUUGGAUGAAGGUGUGCGAAAGAGCGCGUCCCCACCACAUGGGAAUAACAAUUGUAGCAGAUGCGGCUUUUCAAAAUGCACAAGCUGAAACUGGUUACGAUCAGCAUUUGUACUUACAAACUCUUGUGGACACGGUAAACCUAUAUUUCGCGGAACUCAGAUGCUCCAACGUCAAGCUCGUCUUAAUACAAGUUGUAAAUUCGACCGCUGAAGACGAAUCGAUAUUCGAGAUGUUUAAAAACACAACCAAAAGCAGUGGAAGGUCUCUGGACCCACACCUCACUCUGGGAAUGUUCAGGGAAUGGGCAACAUAUCAAAGUUUCUUUAACAAUAGUGAUGUCGUCUAUUUGAUAACAAGUCACAAAAUUUUCGACUUUAUCAUGGCGUACCGACUGGAGAUGAAAGCCGCGUCCUACGCCUACGGGGUGUGUUCGAGGUGGCGGGUGGCACUUAGCUCGGAUGACGGCAAGACAUUUUCGGGCGUUCCCGCUGCAGUUCAACAAAUCGCCAACUUGUUGGGAGUUGAUUGGGACGAUAAUAGGAAAAAAGUGGGGUGUACUCCUCAGGAUGGUCAUGUGAUGAGCAGAAAUGGUGAACCCACCCAGCACCCAACCUUCUCAAAUUGCAGCAAAGAGUCGUGGGAAGAACGGACUCUGAUGUCUUUAAGCCUAAGGCCAUGCUACAAGUUGAACAUGUCCCUGAUGUCCACUACAGAGAGCAGAACACCGUAUACAUUUUUUAACUGCAGGGAGCCAUGCAAGAAUAUUACUGAAGAAAGUGAAAACAAUCUACUCAAUGUGCCAUCAGAAGCGAGAGAAGAUUCGAAGACCCUGGAUAUCUGUAAAACUAGUUGUUGUCCGGAUUACAACAAACAGUUUCAUAAAACGACAAAAGGAGCUCCGGAUGGAAUGCCAUGUGGAUCGCAUCAGGUAUGCCUUCAGCAAGUGUGCAUCAAACUGCCGGAACAAAAGAGCGAAGUUAGCACAGUUCCAACGGAUAGUGACACGUGACUCCAAAUAAAAAAAUCACUAUGAAGCCUUAGAAGUGCAACCU